This is a messenger RNA of Centruroides sculpturatus (bark scorpion), 873 nucleotides long. Its product is annotated as enteropeptidase-like. Gene Ontology annotation, molecular function: serine-type endopeptidase activity. Gene Ontology annotation, biological process: proteolysis. The transcript is spliced from 3 exons. Bases 102 to 635 code for a protein of 177 amino acids. The record is from RefSeq and is a predicted model, not a curated record. Lineage: Eukaryota; Metazoa; Arthropoda; Arachnida; Scorpiones; Buthidae.
AUUUUUAAAUUUUAAUAUUUAGUGGAAUCGUUUUAGACAGAAUAAAUAAUUAUGGAAUUUUAGGUGAAAUAAACAGCGAAUCGGAAAAUGCAGUCAAAGUAAUGUUUGAUAAGAUUAUCGUACAUCCAGGCAUCGAUAUCAGCUAUAACGAUUCUAUAGGCGAUUAUAAAAUUAUAUAUAUGCCCACCGAAGAAGAAAGAACUGAUUUAUGUUUAAUGAUACUCGAUAAAGAAGUCACCGUAACCGAUUAUGUGAAACCCAUAGCCUUACCAACUGCUGAUAUGUCUUAUUCUCAUAAAGCAAUCGCUAAUGGUUGGCAAUUAGAAAAGUCUACUUCACGUUAUAUCCUUAAGAAAAUGAAUGCAGAAAUAACAAAGAAACAAUAUUGUGAGAACCAUUUAACAUUUUAUAAAUUAGAAUAUAAGGAAAUGUGUGGAAAAACAUCGCAUCCUACUUCGUGUCUCGAAGAAAGUGGAGGAAGCUUGAUAAUUAAUGAAAACAAUGAAGAUAAAUUAGUUGGCAUACUUCGAACUUCUUACGGAUGCAGAUGCGCUGAUGAUGGAUGUCCAUUAAUAUACAUAGAAGUAAAGAAGUUACUUCAAUGGAUUUUACAGUUUGCUAUUAACGACAACUAAACGCUUAAAAAUUUGGGGGAAAAAACAAAGAAAUUUGUAUUUUAAAUAAAUUUGUAUUGAACGAAAAAUUCGUUUUUUUUUUUUUUAAAUGUUUUUAAAUAUAAACUUUUGUAGAAUAGUUAUUGCAUGUUAAAAGCUGAUUCAUCAUUAAAUAAAACGAUGAAUUCAUUUAUAAACCAUCAUUUUAUUUUAUUUUAUUUUAUAUUUUUAUAAUAGAAAAUGCUCAUUAAAUUAUCAU